AUGGUGUUGGCAUCCAAGCUACCUCUGCCAGACGAAUGUAUUGAUCUCAUCGUCGCCUACCUGGUCGACCAGAGGCAAGCCCUCCAUGCCCUCGUCCUCUCCAGCCAAAAGCUCUUCCAACGGGCCGCUCCCGUCCUCUACCGUUCUCCCUUCCAGCUUAUCGAACGCUCCUCCCGUUGGUCUCGAGAUGAAAAGGAAAAACGGUCAACUGACCUCCUCGCCCUCCUCCUCACCUCCAGACUUCCCCAGCGCGACAUCCAUGUACAAACAACACCACCAACAAUAAUAAGAACAUCAACAGCAGCUCCAGUGACCACGUCAACAGCAAGACCCGCCACCCCUUUGGAUAUUCGUCGCUACCACCAGCUUCAAGUGCAACAAUACCAACGACAACAACAGCAACAGCAGGCCAUUGCCACUGUGGACUAUCUCAGAUUUUUCACACAACAGUACCAUGUCAACCUCUGGCGGCUACUGGCCCAUCUGAGGAUAUUGGCCCACGGAAACAGCGCCCUCCUUCUGGACGACAAAAAGAGCAUGUCUGAUCUGCAGACAGAUGUUUCUCACCUUCUAGUUCAAUACUGCCCAGAGGACGUCAAGGUCGUUGGUCAGCCCAUUGCUCGGAUCCCUGUCCUCCUGGUGCCCCACCUCCAAGAGCUUCGCAAUCUGGUCCGUCUGGAGCUCUCCGAGAUCCCUUACGGAUGCAAGAUCGAACCCGUCCUCGAGUUCAUUCGCGUCCACGAUGCCGUCCAUAGCACACUAAAGGAGAUCAAGAUCAAAGGCGGCGAGGACCUGAACCACCACCUGGAGCCAACCCAUAAACAGCUAGUGCGACUCGUCCAGGCCAUGCGCACAGCCCAAGUAGUCGAUGCAAGGCAUUGGAGGGAGGCGAUUCUGGUCCUGGAUGAUAUCCCUGUCGACUGCCUUCGGACCCUGAUCUUGGGCCUCGCCGACAUGCCACCAAACUACAUUUCGGCCUCAGGUUACCUGCAGCGAUGCGCCUACUUGGAAGAGCUGCGGAUGCCGGUACAGGAGGACAAGUUGUUUGCAUGGGCAGUGCUGGAACGCAAGAAGCUGAAACUGGACCAUCGCCCGACACUGUCGCGGUCGAAUUCUGCCUUUACCUCAGCAACAUCAACAUUACCUUAUGCGCCCUGGAUAUCACCACCCUCGCCUUGGCAAUGGGGACAACACCAACACCACUACCAGGAAUGGUCGUCACUAGAUCAGCCCUAUGGCGUGCCCCGAAUGCGGUCCCUUGAGCUCUUUGGUGAUGAUCAGGUUCUGAUGCCAGCUGUGCAAGAUGCAGUCGACGCCUUCCGAGAGACGCUCGAGUCGCUCAAGGUCAUGUCGAUGGCCACCAUGUCCAAGGAGUCGAUUUACGCCACCGUGCCUCUGAACUGGUCUUGGCCGCUCUCGAAGCUCUCCAUCCUGGAUCUGGAGGGCGAGGCAGCCUUGGCGUUCGAAUUUUCGGCUCUACUGCAUUGCCCGGCAUUGAUCACCUUGCGGCUUUCGCUCCCUCCGUAUUUCCACUCUUCGAGUGAGGACGACCAGAUUCUGGACGAGCUAAAGGUCAAGAUGCCUCAGAUCUGUCUGGCGACGCGUCUUUUGGAUCUUGAGCUGUUGGGGAAAUGGCCAGUCUCGGACGAGCUGUUACAGAAGUUGACGCGGAGUAUGACGCGGUUGACGCAGUUGGACAUUGUGAGCUGUCUCGGGUACACGAUUGAGGGUGUUCUGAACCUGAUUGGCAGUCUAGGACAGCUUGAGCGACUGGCGAUCAGCAAGUGGCUGUGCACGCGGCAGCCGGCAUGGAGGCAGGCCAUGCGCGCCCUGAACCCGCGUCUCGACCUACAACAGCAGCCUCGACCUUAUUAUCCUGGUCAGGGACAACCUCCACCACCCCAGCACCCUGGACAGCAAAGUCCAUACGGAGCGCCAGCGAACUCACAACAGCAACAGUACCAACAACAGCAACAGCAGCACCAGCAGCCGCUGAAGCCACCAGGUGGACCCUACGGAAAUGUUCGACCUGGCGGACUUCAACCUGGAACCCAGGCUAUCAGACCUGGACCCGGCCAAAUGAGUCCUGGCGUUCGACCAAUGCCUCCAGGUGCAGGAGCUCCUGCAAGACCACCCAAUGUCGCUCCACCUCACCAGCAGCAACAGCAGCACCCGUAUACAGGAGGUCGUCCCGUUGGACCCCCCGGUGUUAAACCCCCUGCUGGAGUUCGACCACCAUUGAACCAGCAGGUCAGGACGGAUGCUCCACUACAGGCUGGUAUGGCUACCGCUGCUCCCCAUCACCCCAACCCGGCCCACGCUCAAACACCCACACCCAUCACCACCCCAGCGACUCAGUCUCAGUCACCUCCAAGGCCACAGAUGCCUGGCUUCCCGCAUAAUGCUGCCCCACCUCCCGGACAACAACAACAGCCUUAUCAGCAACAACAGUACCCACCUUACUCGCAACAGCAACAACAACAGCAGCAGCAACCUACACCUCCAUUGGCUAAUCAACAAGGGGGAGGGGGACCGAAUGGAUUAAACGCUCAGAUGUCAGCCUUGUCUGUUGGUGCCAAUAACGCUGUGGAUGCACCAGGAUAUAAUCAAAUACCACCACAGGGCCCGCCUAUGCAGGCAGAGGCCGCUAAACCGAAGACUGGAGCAAGAGCAAAGAGAGUAUUCGCGUCAGAUCCAUCUGCUCCAUCUGCCUCUGCGGGAAUGGCCCCACCUCUUCCAGCGAUCCCACAGCCAGGCAUGGAAACUCAAAACUAUGGACAGCAAUUGAACCAAGGCCCUAGCCAACAGCAGCCAGGAUAUCCUCAACAUCAGCAGCCAAAUGCUCCCCACCAACAGCAGCAACAGCAACAGCAACAACCUCCUUACUUGGCUCAGCAGCAGCAACACCAGCAACCGCAUUUGGCUCAUCAACAGCCUCACUUGGCCCAACCACAACAACCACUGUAUGGUCAACAGCAACCCAUGAACCAGUCUCAGCAAUUCCGACCCCAGGCUCCCGUCCAGCCAGCACCAAGGCCCAGGAUUGACCCGGACCAGAUCCCUUCACCAGUGGCUGUUCAGGAGGCGGAUCAAGAAGAAUGGGACCAAAAGCCGUUUGUGACUUCUCUCAGGACCAGCCCUACCCCUCUUGCCAGCACUGACUUUACGGCCAUUGAUGGAGGCAACUGCAACCCUCGGUUCUUCAGGAUGACGACUUACAACCUCCCAAAUACCGAGGAUCUCCUGAACACAUCCCAGCUGCCAAUGGGGCUUGUCAUUCAACCCUUGGCUCAGCUUCGGGCCGAUGAGGCUCCAAUUGAGACUGUGGAUUUUGGAGACGCAGGACCAGCUCGUUGCCGCCGCUGCAACGCCUACAUCAACCCCUACAUGAUUUUCACCAAUGGUGGACAGCGCUUUGUCUGCAACAUGUGUCUCUUUGAGAACGAUGUCGACCCCGGCUACUUUUGCAACCUGGACAUGAACGGUCGUCGUUGUGAUCUGGAUCAGAGACCGGAACUUCGUAACGGCACAAUUGAGUUUGCAGUCCCCAAGGAGUACUGGAACAAGACGCCAGCAGCUGCAGCCUAUGUGUUUGCGAUUGAUGUGUCAUGGAACUCUGUUCAGAGCGGCAUGUUGCACCGCUGUGUGACAGGCAUCAAGGAGGCCAUCUGGGACCCUAACGGAGUUUCAAAACUGGCGCCAGGUGCAAAGAUUGGAUUCUUGACGUACGACAGGACUGUGCACUUUUACAAUCUUUCACCUACGCUGGAGCAGGCCCAGAUGAUGGUCGUUCCUGAUGUUUCGGAUGUGUUUGUUCCUUUGAGUGAAGGUUUCCUUGUCGACCCCCAGACCUCACAGUCGCUCGUUGAAUCAAUGUUGGACAUGCUGCCACAACUCUUUGCAGAGAACAAGAUAACCGAGGCAGUAAUUGGCGCAGUAGUGCAGUCGGUGAGGAUGGCACUCGAGAGCCGUGGAGGAAAACUUAUCGUAUUUCAAACGUCGCUUCCCAUGUCUGGUCCGGGAGCACUCCGACAUCGCGAUGAGCUGAAACUCUAUGGAACGGAAAAGGAAAAAACUCUGUAUGCGCCCCAGGAUGACUUUUACAAAAAACUGGCAGAGAGCUGUGUGGAUGCUGGUUUCUCCAUCGACCUGUUCCUCUUCCCCAAUGCUUAUGUGGACGUCGCGACCCUGGGAUGCUUGUCGACCAUCACUGGAGGAGAGACUCACAUGUUCACCAACUUUAAUGCUGACCGAGACGGAGUCAAGCUGGCUGGAGAGAUCAACAGGCUGGUGACGCGACCCUUUGGAUUUAACGCACUGAUGCGUGUGCGCUGCUCGACUGGUCUGCGUGUCGCAGAACAUUUCGGCAACUUCCACAUGAAGAACAGUACUGACCUCGAGAUCGCUGGACUGGACUCUGAAAAGGCCUACGGAGUUCUUGUGAAGCACGACGGCAAACUGGACGAGAAGACAGAGGCUUCUUUCCAGGUUGCGUUGCUCUACACCACUGCCGAUGGACGGCGCCGCGUCAGAGUGCACAACUUUAGCACACCUGUCACCACAUUGCUGGGCAAUGUCUUCCGUUGGGCAGACAUGGACACCACCAUUAACUUUUUGAGCAAAGGAGCUAUUGCCCAAGCUUUGAGCAAGCCUUUGAACGAAGUCCGCGAAGCACUGACAGACAAGUGCGUCAAGAUCUUGUCCGCCUAUCGCCGAAACUGUGCCUCGUCCACCGCUCCAGGACAGCUUAUCCUUCCAGAGUCGUUCAAGCUGUUCCCUCUGUAUACCCUGUCUCUGCUAAAAUCAAAGACUCUCCGUGGCGGAAGAGACAUCAACAGCGAUCUGCGAGUAUACCAGAUGAGGAUGCUGAAGAGCAUGGGUGUCAGCGAAAGCAUCGUCUUUUUCUAUCCCCGCAUGAUCACAGUACACGCCAUGGACGAGAGGGUUGGAGUGAUGGAUGCAAAUGGAAGGGUUUUCCUCCCACAGCUUGUGCGCGUUUCCUACGCUAGACUCAACUCUGCCGGCGCCUAUAUGCUCGAGAACGGACAGAGGCUGUUCCUCUGGCUGGGCAGAGAGAUCGAUCAGCAGUUUCUGCAGGACGUUUUUGGCGUUCAGACCCUGGAUGAAGUCGAUUCCAGCCUUCGGUUCUUGCCAGAGUUGGAUACACAGACGAGUAGUCAGCUCCGGAUGAUCAGAACAUACAUGCAGGCACAGAGACCCAAGUACCUGGAUCUGACGAUUGUCCGCCAGGGUAAAGACCAGGCAGAGCUUGAUUUCUCGAACCUGCUGGUCGAGGACAAGAACAACGAGGCCAUGUCCUAUGUCGAUUACUUGCCUACCAUCCAUCGCAUGAUCCAGACCGAGGUCACUACACGGCCUCAUGAGGUCCAUACUGGCAUAUGGUCUCAUCGUUAA
Linnemannia hyalina is the source of this 5415-nucleotide messenger RNA. Lineage: Eukaryota; Fungi; Mortierellomycota; Mortierellomycetes; Mortierellales; Mortierellaceae. The record is from the annotation of a GenBank genome assembly.